ACAUCACAUCUUCCAGCCCCUCUCUCUCUGGCACCUUUGCUCCAGUUCUCGCCGAGGAGGCGCAAACACAGUUUCUCGCUAUCCUCCUUCAGCGCUCGUAAAAAGGGGCAGGACCGCAGUAAAAGGGGAAAAGGAGGAAAAACAUUGACAGGAUGAACAACAGUUUCCUAAGCAUGGCGUCGAUAGUAGAUUUCGACCCGCUCAACCCUUCUGUUCCUGCCACCAAAGUUGAAAUCACGGUGUCCUGCAGAAACCUGCUGGAUAGGGACACCUUCUCCAAAUCAGACCCAAUAUGUGUACUCUACACACAAGCCAUGGGCAACAGGGAGUGGAGAGAGUUUGGCAGAACAGAGGUGAUUGACAACACGCUAAACCCAGACUUUGUUCGGAAAUUCAUUCUGGACUACUUCUUUGAGGAGCGACAGAACCUCCGGUUUGACCUGUAUGAUGUCGAUUCGAAGAGUGCCAACCUGUCGAAACACGACUUUCUCGGCCAAGCCCACUGUACUCUGGGAGAGAUAGUCGGAUCGUUGGGCAGUCGCUUGGAAAAACCUCUUGGAGGCAUUCCAGGGAAGAAAUGCGGGACCAUUAUUGUGAAAGCUGAGGAGCUGAACAACUGCAGGGAAUCAGUGAUGAUGCAGUUCUGUGGAAACAAGUUGGACAAAAAGGAUUUCUUUGGCAAAUCCGACCCCUUCCUGGUCUUCUACAGGAGCAACGAGGACGGCACGUUUACCAUCUGCCAUAAGACAGAGGUGGUGAAGAAUACACUGAACCCUGUUUGGCAGGCUUUUAAAAUCCCUGUUCGAGCUCUUUGCAACGGUGAUUAUGACAGAACAAUCAAGAUCGAGGUGUACGACUGGGACAGAGACGGCAGUCAUGACUUUAUUGGAGAAUUUAGCACCAGCUACAGAGAACUAUCCAGAGGACAGAGCCAGUUCAACGUCUAUGAGGUGGUAAAUCCAAAGAAGAAAGGAAAGAAGAAAAAAUACCUCAACUCUGGAACAGUAACCCUCCUGUCAUUCCUGGUGGACACUGAAGUCACCUUCCUGGACUACAUCAAAGGAGGGACCCAGAUUAACUUCACCGUGGCCAUCGACUUCACAGCUUCCAAUGGUAACCCAGCCCAGCCCACCUCACUCCACUACAUGAGCCCCUACCAGUUGAAUGCCUACGCCAUGGCUCUGAAGGCAGUCGGAGAGAUAAUUCAGGACUACGACAGUGAUAAGAUGUUCCCUGCACUUGGCUUUGGAGCCAAACUGCCACCCGAUGGACGGGUGUCCCAUGAGUUUGCUUUGAACGGGAACCCUCAGAACCCAUAUUGUGCAGGGAUUGAUGGUGUAAUGGAAGCCUACUACCAGACUCUUAAGUCUGUUCAGCUUUACGGCCCCACUAACUUCUCUCCUGUUAUCAACCAUGUGGCCAGAUACGCAGCAUCUGUGAAGGAUGGCUCCCAGUACUUUGUGCUCCUCAUCAUCACAGACGGGGUCAUCUCAGACAUGGCCCAGACCAAGGAAUCUAUUGUCAAUGCCUCCUGCCUGCCGAUGUCAAUUAUCAUUGUGGGAGUAGGGCCUGCAGAAUUUGAUGCCAUGGUUGAAUUAGACGGUGAUGAAGUCAGAAUCUCUUCUAGAGGAAGAUACGCCGAGAGGGACAUUGUUCAGUUUGUCCCGUUCAGGGACUACAUCGAUCGUACGGGGAACCACAUCCUAAGCAUGGCCCGGCUCGCCAAAGAUGUCUUGGCUGAGAUUCCAGACCAGUUCCUCUCCUACAUGCGGACCCGUGGGAUAAAGCCUUCACCGGCGCCGCCUCCAUACACACCACCUGGGCAACCCAUCCAAACCCAGAUCUGAGGAGCAAGGCUGGAAAAGGUUUUGGAGUCAGGGGUUCGCUGAACUUGUCACGCGAAAUACUUCCAUUUCCUUAAAGCCGCUCUCCAUGCCUUGUGGUUGUGGAUCACAGUGGUCUUUCAUGUGUUCAGAAAGCUGCAUGCCGGGCCAGGAGAGUGACGCUUUUGAGGGCAGGAAAAGAAGAUGAGAGUCUGUUUACUUCCACUGUCAAGCAUUCCUGUCAUUGUUUUGAUUUUUUUUUUUUACCUGCUUAUUUUAUGCUUGGAAAGAUUUUGGAGAAAGUUCAGAGAGUCUCAAUUCAAAUUGUGGCAGAAAUAAGAAAAAAGGAAAAGCAGUAUAAAAUGGCUGAUCUUACUUUUUAAAGAGAAUGUCUCCAGACAAAUGAAGGAGUUACAUGAUCUUAAAUGAGCAGUAAUUUCACUUGUAAAUAACUGGACAUAUAUAACUUCUUUCUUUCUCUUUCUCUCCAAAUCACUCAUUGUUUACAGUAAAUGCUAACGAGGAUUUUUACUGUUGAUACUUUUAUAUAGUUUCAAUAUGAAGCUUGUAAUACUCUCUUUCUUUCUUUCUCUCUCCUGGCAUCCAUGCCAGGUAGCAGCAGUGCAGGUCCUGGUAGCCCUUCUGUACCGUACUGUACUGUGCUGUACUGUACCGUACUGUAUUCUAGUGUUUGUAUUAAACUUUUGCAUGA
Molecule: messenger RNA, 2535 nt
Organism: Maylandia zebra (zebra mbuna)
Lineage: Eukaryota; Metazoa; Chordata; Actinopteri; Cichliformes; Cichlidae
Product: copine-8
Biological process (GO): cellular response to calcium ion
Cellular component (GO): plasma membrane
Molecular function (GO): calcium-dependent phospholipid binding
Source: RefSeq, a predicted model, not a curated record